AUGGUCAAACUGGCAUUCGCGGAGAAUGAACGCGUGUUGUGUUAUCACGGACCUUUAAUUUAUGAAGCCAAGGUAAAAGAUUGGAAAGGUGAUGGACCAUCACACUCCAAAAAAGGUAUACAUUAUUGGGUACAUUACAAAGGAUGGAAACAAUCAUGGGAUGAAUGGGUACCAGAAGAUAGAUUAUUAAAAUUAAAUGAAGAUAACUUAAGGAAACAAAAAGAAUUAAAUGAAGCUAGAAGACUUAAAGAUAUUCCGGAGAAAUCGAUCAUCAAGGAUAAGUUAGGGAUCGGAUCUAGUUUAGAUAAAGGUAAGAAACCUGAAGGAAGAGGUACAAAAAGGAGUCGAGAUAUCGUGAUUGAAACUGAGGAAGAACCUUCAAAAAGACCCAAUAUUCGGAUCGUGAUUCCAGAACCGUUAAAGUUACAAUUAGUCGACGAUUGGGAAGCAGUGACACGGAAGAAUCAAGUUGUCACACUACCAAGAAAUCCGACAGUCAGUAUGAUCUUUCAAGAAUAUGAAACAUACGAAUCCAACUCAAAAACUUCAACAAAAUCCAAAAACCUACUACGUGAAGUAUUAGCCGGAAUCAAAGUUUACUUUGAUAAAUCUCUUGGUCAUUCUUUAUUAUAUCGAUAUGAACGUCAACAAUAUAUCGAGAUUCGUAAACGACCUGAAUUAGAGAAUAAAUUAAUGAGUGAUAUCUAUGGUGCAGAACAUUUGUUACGUUUGUUUGUUAAUCUUCCUGAAAUGAUCUCCCAUACUCCGAUGGAGCCAGAUGUAGUAGUGAUUGUUCGCGAACAUAUCUCAGAUAUGUUAGAGUGA
This is a messenger RNA of Melampsora larici-populina 98AG31, 825 nucleotides long. RefSeq lists its product as uncharacterized. The transcript is spliced from 5 exons. Gene Ontology annotation, biological process: regulation of DNA-templated transcription; chromatin organization. Gene Ontology annotation, cellular component: NuA4 histone acetyltransferase complex; Rpd3S complex; nucleus. The coding region runs from base 1 to 825 and encodes 274 amino acids. NCBI's taxonomy places the organism in Eukaryota, Fungi, Basidiomycota, Pucciniomycetes, Pucciniales, Melampsoraceae. The record is from RefSeq and is a predicted model, not a curated record.